Molecule: messenger RNA, 9674 nt
Organism: Xyrichtys novacula (pearly razorfish)
Lineage: Eukaryota; Metazoa; Chordata; Actinopteri; Labriformes; Labridae
Source: the annotation of a GenBank genome assembly
AGUCUGGGGAGCUCUGGUGAGGCGAGUCCAGUGGUUACAUGAGAAGCAGCACCUGGCUGAAGAAGGAGACAGAGAAGUAGCAGUUACAAACUAACGGUGAGUAAAACCCGGUCUGUGGUUCAACAGACGGCUCUUUAACAGUACCGACGAGCCUACAAGUCUGCGUGUUGUUUAAGUUACCGAUCGGGGGGUUAAUUUCCGGUUAUUCUGGAUGGUUUAUGAUAUAGAAGCAUCACAAAGCGUGUGUGCAUGAGGCUGCAGGUCAGUAACUCAGGUUAAUGUGAUCUUUCUAUAUCUUUUAAAGAAAUGACUGCUAUUGAAAGUGUUGUGUCUAUGUUAUGCAACAGGGGGAGGGGGCUCUGUACAGAGUCCAUCAUAGGGAGCAGUUGCAGAAUAAAACCAGCUAAUGAUGGACAAACGGAGGACCAAGCUCAUCAUUUCUAUUGUUAGUGCAAGUUCGGUGUGAAUGCUCCAGCUCCAACAGGCUUUACUUUGGCUCCAGAGGUGGUCUGCAGUGUGGGGGUGUGUUAAGUCUGCAGCUGCACAGAAAUGCAGUUUUCUAUCUGUAUGAGCAGCAGAAAAAAGAAAAGGAAAUCUGACUUAAGAGGAGUUUCUGUCCCCCUCUGUGCGUGCAGCUUAUCAGGCUGUCCUUCACUCUAUGUUAUCUCUCAUCUCCAAGGACAUAAUUCCCACAGUUACCUCAUUAUGUUUUGAUAACUGAGGCCUGUGGAAACAUGCCUCAUACUCAGACCUAUAAUGACACUGUGGCUGUUACACAUACAGGUACAGCACAUACCAGAGAUGUAAAUAUGAGCGUGUGUGUGCUGUUCUCUCUAUAAAUGUGUGUUUGUACUCUAAUUUAGUUUACUGCCAAUGUCUCUGCAGCAGAGGUGAACAGAGUCGAGACCAUGGAGGCCACCAGGAGACGGACACCGCACAGUGCCAAUGGUAAAAGAGCUGAAGAGGAGGAGCAGACAGCUCAGUGGGGCAGAGCAUGGUGAGUGUUAUGUCACAGCUGGUUAAUGGUCAUUGUGUUAUCAGCUGUAAUUUACCAAAGGCAGAGACAACAGCUACACCACAGAGGAACUCUACAAGUGAAAUGACAAACUUACUCCUCAUACACUGCUCCCUGUUUAAAGAAAUACCCACAAAUGUCUCCAUGUCAUGAAUAUUUCGCCCACCAUGUGUAAAGAAGAGUGAGACACGGUAGUUUACACAUAAAGUUACACAAGUUGAGUUACUUAAAGAAUAAUAAUAAUAAUGAGCUUUUAUCCUCAGGUGGGAUACCUUGAAGGACUUUUAAAUAAUGCGUUAACUGCAGAGAACAACUAAGAGGGCAGAUCAUCAUCAUAAUUUCUCUGGAAGAGCACCCAGAGAGCACCUUUUAAAACAUUUCAUACACUGCAGUGGCAAUAAGAGGGUUAGUUUUAAAAUGUUAUCAUGUAGGACGGCAUUAAGAGGGCACUAUUUCCAGAACUUAAUCUCUGUUAAAGAAUCCAGAAGCACUUUUUUAAUUUAAUUUAAUUCUCUGAAAAAGUCAUCCAUAUUUUGUUUUACAUAUGGAGAAUCCAGAGGGCACGCAAUAUUAAAAUGUUAUUUAGAGUGCACUUGAAAAGAACCCCCUAUAAACAGUAAAACAGCAUCCAGUGGGUUUUAUUUUUCAGCUUUAUUUUCUGGAAGGCCAUUUGCAGGGCCUUUUUUUGUCUGUUUUUUUUCCCACUUAUUAGAUCUGUCAGUUUUUUUUUCCUUGUGUGGUUGGUUGGUCUGUUGAUCCAUUCAUUAGUUGGUUAUUAUGUGAUAAUUGUUGUUGACUCACUUUUAAAAAGUCUUAAAAAGAGCGAUGUCUGUGUGCCGGAGCCAAAUGUCAGGUAUAUUAUCUUUCACUGUUGUUUGACUUUUUACAAUGCCUGACUUGUUGAUGUGAAUCUAUCUUUAUUCUGCAUUGAAGCAAAUAAUCUUUCUGAAUCUGUGUCACCCUGAGUUGUCUGUAUGGUUAAUCUCACCCACCUUUAGAACUUGUUGACUUGUGUGUGUUGAAUAUACAUACAGUCUGGCUGCAGACCUCCACUGUCAGGACCCUUCGUUGCAGACCUCCACUGUCAGGACCCGGGGCGGUGUUUUUUCUAAUGCACUCCAGUUUGUUUUUGCUGGAGACAGUAAGCAGUUGGAGUGUAGAUACAUUAUGCCAUCACACACAUUUAGGUCUUUUAACAGAGAUUUAUUGUUUUAAAUUAAUUUGUUGUGCAAAUUGAACUAACAGCUGUCUGUUUUGCUGAUGUAAUUAAAUACAAGUAUAAUUUCCACACUAGCAGAUCUAGGAGAGCUGUGGUCUAUGACAGUGAUGUAUUCAUAUAGCGCCCCCUGAUGAAGAACAUAGAAAAUCCAGGAUGUGGCGAAUAUAGGAUAUCAUGCGUGAACAGGAAGUAGUGGUGGUAUACAUAAAAUGCUGGCAGUAAAGAGACCAGUGGGUUCCAGAAGCAGCGUGUCCUUCAUUUCUUUAUUGUAAGACCCAGAGGCAUUACAACAAAUAAAAAAACUAUGUUUAAAGUAAUGUUUUAAGGUGAUCAUAGCUGUAUAUUAGGUUUUAUUCUUUAUCUUUAUGAUAACCCUCCAAGUGGUCAUCCCGUUUUGUAUUUUCCCUUUGUUGAACACAUGAAUACACAAAAAAAUCAUAUUAACAUUAUAUACAUAAAAAAAGCCCCAAGAAAUAAAGUAUAUUCACACGAGACAAAAAAAAUCCCAGUCUAAUCACUUUUAAUUUGGAAGGCUUCGAAUCAACUUCCGAUCCGUUCGUAGAGCGGGUUCUCACAGUGCACCUGAAUCAACGUCUGGUCUGCUCAGUGGAGCGGGUCCUCACAUUGGAGGUCUACAGCCAGACCCCUCUCAGUUUUUUACAAAAUGAUCAGACCAGGUGCCUGGUAUGGUUGGAAUUAUGUAAAAAAGACCUAUGUACCAGAAGUUUGGAGCUUGUGUUUUAGAUUUUUAGUCCAGAUCGUGGUUUAAGGUCAUACAGUUGUGUUAUUGCUACAGCAGAGAUUUUCCUUAUGUAGGGAGGAAGUGAGUGAGUGGUUAGAGUUGGGUUUUAGAAACUUGACAAACAGGCUCUGGUGUUUAGCCAGCAGCUGAUCAGACACAUCAAUUGUUAAGUGUCAAAGUUAUGUUCCCCGUCCUGUUAAUAAAAAUCCUCUUUUGCACUCAAAAAAAUUCACAGCGCAGCAGCAGUCUGAGUGAGACACUCUAAAACAGGUUUUAGAGCCAGAGAAACUGACAUCUGCAGAGUGUAUUUGAGGAAGCUGAAGCUGUGUUUGCAUUAUGAUGAGCUCCUUUACUGCUCAGUAUUAUUAAGCGUCAGGUAGAGAGGUUCUGCACAACGACAAAACCCAAACUGCUGAUCAUGACACUUCACUUAAAGCCUUUAAAGGUCAAACACAAAGCCUUUCUAUUUCUCAUUCGCAAAAUCCUUGUUUAGUAAAAGUCCUGUGUGGAAACAAUGACUUAAAUAAACAGGAUUUUUUAUAAACUUCACUCCUCUCUGAAAAAAAAUUUGUUAAGACUCAAAGUUUUCCUCACCUGAUGUACCAGUCUGUAUAUCUGACCCUGUUUCAGGGAGGUGGACUGGUUUUCCCUGAUCGGUGUGAUCGGCCUGCUCUGCUUUGCUCCCUUCAUCGUCUUCUACUUCGUGAUGGCUUGUGAUCAGUACCAGUGCUCCAUCAGCCAGCCUUUGUUUGAGCUGUUCCGAGGCGACGCCACACUGCUCUCCAUCUGGGCCCGGGCGCCCUCCUUCACCUGGACAGCUGCUAAGAUAUACGCCAUCUGGGUGGCUUUCCAGGUGAGAAUGAUGAGUGCUAAAGCAAAUGAUGCUACAGAAACUGUCUGUGGUGGUCAGUCCAUAGACAGUUAAUUGCAGUCAGAUGUUCUUAAUUAUUGGUUCCUUUUAUAUAUUAUACUUUGCGGUUCAUAAAGCUUCAGCCCUCAUGAGCUUCAUGUUGUUUCUAUAAGCCAAACCAUUAGGGAUGCUGGCUUUGAACUGUGAGCUGAUAAUAAGCUGGGUGGUCCCUCAGCUUUUUACAUCAUGUCCAUGAAAAAUAAUGUCAGAUUUCUCGGACCACAUGACAGUUUUCCUCUUCCCCUCAGUUCAUCUUAAAUAGACUCAGGUCCAGAGAAGUCCCUGGUGUUUCUGAUCACAUUGGUUUCUGGUUUCCUUUUUAUACGGUUCAGUUUGAACCUCAUUUGUGGACACUGCGAAGACUUGUGAUGGUCACAGGUUUUAGGAAGUGAUGACACUGUUUGUUUCAAUGUUGUUUGUUGCUCCAACUUCUGUAAAAGUCAAAUACGCAUUUAUCUUCAACAAAACAACAUUAUUCAGCAACAUUUGAUAUGCUGCCUCUGCACUAUACAUUAAAUUCUGACUCUAAGUUAGAUUCCUUCGUCUACUCAUAGUCAGCAGUCCUCCUCUUGGAUGGUAUCAGCAGGUAACAGUUUGUUGUCCUUCAGGUGUUCCUGUACAUGUGUGUUCCUGAUUUUACUCACAAAUUCAUUCCUGGUUAUGUUGGUGGAGUACAAGAUGGAGCACGAACUCCUGCAGGUAACAUGCGAAUAACACAUUAAGUGUUCAAAACAAUUGACUCCGAAGUCUCAACAGCUCCUGACACUGUCUUCCUGUGCUGUCUCCCUGUUUGCUGCUGCAGGUCUGAUUAAUAAGUACGAGAUCAACGGGCUGCAGUGCUGGCUGAUCACUCAUGCUCUCUGGUUUCUCAAUGCCCAGUAUUUCCACUGGUUUUCUCCCACCAUCAUCUUUGAUAACUGGAUCCCCCUCAUGUGGUGUAUGAACAUACUGGGCUAUACUGUGUCCACGUUUGCCUUCAUCAAAGCGCACUACUUCCCAACAAACUCUGAAGACUGGUGAGUGCUGGAGCUCCACAUUGUGGACCUGCUUGUCACUGAUGUGUGAUAAUGCCUGGUUUUAGUUCUUCCUCUUUUCUCAGCAGUGCCCAUAAGUAUGAACUCAGUUUUGGUGAUAAUGUAAGGACCAUUUUUCUUCCACCGUCUGUUCUUCUGCAGCAAGUUCACCGGGAAUGUUUUCUACAACUAUAUGAUGGGCAUCGAGUUCAACCCUCGCAUUGGUCAGUGGUUUGACUUCAAGCUUUUCUUCAACGGCAGACCGGGCAUUGUAGCCUGGACUCUUAUUAACCUGUCCUACAUGGCUAAACAGCAAGAGCUGUACGGCCAUGUCACCAACUCCAUGAUCCUGGUCAACCUGUUGCAGGUGAGCUGAGGGUGGGUACGAAUCAGUAUUUAUCAGGGACCAAGAAAACGUGUGCACCAGCUCUACAAACAGGAGAGUGCUCAGGACAGUGGCAUCUAGUGUCAAAUAUGAUGACAGGCAGCAGUGUGUGAGAUGGGUGGUGGUUUUCACUGAGAUCCCUGAUCAUACAUUCAGUGUAGUGCUAGUUCAGGUACGCCAUUAAGUCAGUCUUUGAGUCCGCACACAGUUGAUAAUCAAACCUAAAGGUAGAGUUGGUAAUCUGAUUUAGAUACACUUUUUGUUAUUCUGGUCAAAAUUAUGUUUAUGUUACGAUGGCGAUCAGUACAUAAUGUGGUCUUAAAAAAGUCCAAAACAUAGCUGCUGUCUACAGCAGGAGAAAAACUUGGAAAACACCAACCAGUCACAUCGUGUGGGUCCCACAUUUUUAAACCAAUCUAAUAAACCAAUCAAAUCCCGUGCUCGUUUCCUGCGUGUACAUGUUGGCAGCGUGCACAGGCCCAGAUUCAAUGCGCAAAGCUGAGCUGAGGGGGAUACAGCCACGCUGGAGAAUGGCAGAGAAGCUACCUAUGCCCAGAUUAAUGGUGACUUCUCCUCCUGCAAAAAAGAGCAUGAAAAGAAAGAUGGAGGCAGAGAAGGCCGAAGCAGGACAGAGUUUGGAGAAAGUGAGGGCAAAAACGGAAGUAAACAUCGGGACAGCUUUUCAGCAAUUCAGAGAACUUUAAAAGAAAGCUUUAAAAGUGAUGCCAUGGUUGCUCAUUUUUUGUUGGAAAGGUACAUUGAGGGUUUUGUUCCAGGGUGAUUUUUAAUCUUGGUCAAGUGUUAAGCCAUGUUGCUAUAUAUGUGGUCAUCCCGAUGCUAACGUUACCUUCUUUGUCCCUGCUGUGCAAAGAUUUCCAAUUUUAAGUCCCACACCUUGCGUCUGUUGUUCUGAAUCAGCAGACAGCAGCUCGCAUGCAUGUGAGCAGGGGCAUUGAGGGAGAGGUUAUGGACAAAGUCCUGAGGAGAUACUACUUUCAAAUUCCUGCUUGUUUGCCGUGAUUACAACCCUACCUUCAAUGCCAGCCCAUAAUAGCUGACAGCUCAGCUGAUUACCUUCCCUUCAUCCUACUGUCAAACAUGAAAAUGAUCAUUUCAUUUAAACAUCUUCAGCCUGCUGACUCUCCUUUCAUCCUCUACAAAGCGCUUUGCAACCCUCCUCUAGCCCUGUGCUGUGUCCAAUUUUACCAGUGUCAUUUGGACGGUCAUUGAUGCUGUUCUGUAUCCCUGGAGUUUUUACUGCUGCUCUCCCUGCUUUGGCUUUUCCUUACUGUAAACUGUGUCCUCUGAUUGGUCUGUGUUUUUCUUGUAGGCUAUCUAUGUGUUGGAUUUCUUCUGGAAUGAGGCGUGGUACCUGAAGACCAUCGAUAUCUGUCACGACCACUUUGGAUGGUAUUUGGGCUGGGGGGACUGCGUCUGGCUGCCUUACCUCUACACUCUGCAGGUAACAUAUACACAGGACAGAUUACGUUGUACACAGAGUAACGCUUUUGUUACCUCUCUGCUGGUACAGUGUUCCCUUCGUGCAGAAGGGUUGUGAAAGUACCAGAAACUUAAACUCUGACAAUAGUAACAUGAUAUAUAAAUGUAGGUGAUAUAAAUCUUUAGUUGUUUUGUUGUUACCUUGUUUUGAUACCACAGCAAUAAAAAGAAAUGGAGUCCUGGGCACAGAGAUGGUUCACUUAGUUAGGUUUGAUUUCUGACCUGCACACAGGGCUGGUUCAGAGGAAGUCACUGAGCUCAGACACAUAGACUGUGUUAAAGUAAUAAAAGACAAAAAUAUAUAUAUAUAUAUAUAUACAUGAUGCUCUUUUACUAACUUAUUCCAUCAUAAUAUAAAUAUGUAUUUCAUGUGUGUUCACAUGUAUGACUGUGUUUUUCCUGUUCAGGGUCUUUACCUGGUCUACCAUCCAGUCCAGCUCUCAGAUGCUCAUGCCCUGGCGGUCCUGCUGCUCGGCCUGGUUGGUUACUACAUCUUUCGCUCCACCAACCACCAGAAGGAUCUUUUCAGACGCACCGAGGGCGCCUGCACCAUCUGGGGCCGCAAACCAUCUUACAUCGAGUGUACAUACCACUCCGCUGAUGGCGGCCUUCACCACAGCAAGCUCAUGAUCUCGGGUUUCUGGGGCGUGGCCCGCCACUUCAACUACACCGGGGACCUGAUGGGCUCUCUGGCAUACUGCGCGGCCUGCGGCUUUGGACACAUUCUCCCAUACUUCUACAUCGUGUACAUGACCAUCCUGCUGGUCCAUCGCUGUGUGCGUGACGAGCAUCGCUGCAGCAGCAAGUAUGGGAAGGACUGGAAACGCUACACGGAUGCCGUGCCCUACCGGCUGAUUCCUGGAGUGUUUUAAAGAGAGGAAGCGGAGGAGGAAGGAGAAGAGUUCAUAACGAGCAAAACAAACCUGCAGACUGUGUGGUUUUCCCCAUCAAAAAUAUACCUCACUGAUUAUAUACUGGCACUAGAUUUUAUACAGCCUGUUUCCAUGUGUAUAGAUUGCUGUGCUCUGUUUGCGCAAUAACAGCUGAUUUCCACAUUCCUCUGCUGUAGCAGACUCUCUGAUACACCAGCUCUGAUUGUUAGACAUAGAUACAACUUUUUUUAUAUCAUCUACAAAGUCUCAGUUAAACUAAAUGGGUUUAAAUGAACAGAUCAGAUGAGAAUCUUUCAAAAUGGUCCAAUCAGAAUCAAAAUGACUGGUAUGAAGACUUUGAUCAGAGUGAAACAGAAAGAGGAGAAGUUUUCUUUUUUUUUUUUCGGUUUGCACAACCACAAUCACUCAUUCCUGUUUUGUUGUACCACCAAAUAUUUUUCACACGCUUGUUUCUUUCUCUCAUGACUUGAGAUAGCGCAAGUUCACUUUCAAUCAACAUAACAGCGCAAAACUGGUGGGAGUAUGAAAUGGGGCUCCUUUCAUUCAUCUGUUUUUUCUGCAAAAUGAGACAACAACAGAAGCCACCAAUCCACACAAUAGACAUUCAGCCUUCAUCUCUAAGACUGUGUUGCAGUGUUACAAAGCUGGGCUGACGUUGACAGACUGCAGAGAUGUCCUGUUCUGAUGUCAAGACACUAAUAAUGGUACCCCCCCCCCCUCCCCAAAAGAGAUCAGGCCUGUUUCAGUCCAGUUUGGACUGUUCAGACUUCUAGCAUGAGCAGCCCACCAAACUUAAUUAUUCUAGCAAACUGCAUCAACAUCAGCCAAAAAUACACUUAGAAUGACAAACGUGACUCUGUACCAGUUCUGUUUAUGUCAGGAGCAUUAAAAACACUCUGUAGUCCUACCCUGGGAGUGUUUGCUGCUGCUCUCCUUGCCUUAGCUUUUCAUAAAACAGGGAGGAGUGUUUUUUUUUUUUUUUAAACAAAAGCCUCCACCUGAUUUCACACGAGGCUUUUAUUUUGAAGUUGAAUCCCGUAUGGUUAACAAGCCAAAGACAUAUCCUGCUCAGCGCUUAAUCUGAGCUUUAGAUAAACUUAGGAGAUAUGAGCCAGUAUCAACCCUCCCUCCCUUACUCCUUGUCAAUCGUUGCAGUUCAGGGUCCAGCCAGUUUGCUUGGGACCCUGAUAAACACAGUACAGCUUGGUUACUUUUGGUACUUUUACCAACUUUUGACAAUGGAAACAAAUAAUUUCAGACCUGAAUCAAUCAUACUCCAUGUGAUCAGACUAAGAGAAAGAAAUCAUUCAAACCCAUCCUGUCAGUCUCCUGGAGAUCCACUGGGUGUUGCGAGGUCCAGAUACUGCAGCUCUGUUAGGAUUAAAUAUUAUCAGGAUAUUUCUGGAUUUGUCAAAUACAAGACAUUGAGUCAGCUGAUAGAUUCAAGAAAUCAAAACCAGGAUCAGUGUCUCUGACACGCUGAAGUGACAGUCUGUAAAUCAUCUUUCCUUCAUGUAUCAUGUAACACAAACUACUAAAAGUUUAUUCUUUAUUUUUUUUGUUUCAGAUGACGCAGAUAUGAAUAGGAGUGGGGUUUUCUGUUUCUAACCACUGAUUUUAUUUUGAUGCUGCCUUACUAACAAAUGGACUAAACGUUCACCCCUCUGAUGUGGCCCUUAUGGAAGACUGGUGUUUUUGUUGAUGAGUGCUCUGUGUUUACCUUAAUAUUUGAAUAUCUUUCAGCUAACUCAUUUGAACUUACCUUGUUGAGAGUCCAUUAGACUUGAUAAGGACCUCUGAGACUACAGAUACAUUUGAAUAGCAUCAAACAGCACUUCUAUUCUUUCUGAUGCUCCUGCAGCUUGUUAGAGCUCCUAUCAAACCUUGUAGCUGAUACAAUCUCAUGUCCAAACAUCAUAUUUGUUUGAUGUUUUUUCGUUGAAUAAUCAGCACUGCCUUUCUUACAACAUAAAGUUUGAUCUUGUCCUCUACCGACA